Molecule: messenger RNA, 910 nt
Organism: Diospyros lotus (date-plum)
Lineage: Eukaryota; Viridiplantae; Streptophyta; Magnoliopsida; Ericales; Ebenaceae
Product: universal stress protein A-like protein
Exons: 4
Coding region: 136-681 (181 amino acids)
Molecular function (GO): AMP binding
Source: RefSeq, a predicted model, not a curated record
GCACACGUGCAGUGUGGGGGGCGCGAUGCGUCUACGUACGCCAAACCGACUCCUUUAUGUGUGCCAGUCGGAGAGACCGGACUCCUCCAGAUUAUUCUCAGCAUUUUCGAUUUGAUUAGAGAGAGAGAGAGAGAGAUGGCAAUGGAGGGUGGAGCGCAGUCGGAGCCGACUCGGAUAAUGCUGGGGGUGAACGAGUCGACCAUCAAGGGCUAUCCACACGCUUCCAUCAGCAGCAGAGGAGCAUUCGACUGGACUCUCAAGAAGAUCGUUCGCAACAAUCCCUCUGGUUUCAAGCUCCUCUUCCUUCAUGUCCAAGUCCCCGACGAAGACGGUUUUGAUGACGUGGAUAGCAUGUAUGCAUCACCUGAUGAUUUUAAGAGCAUGAUGCACAGGGACAGAAUAAGAGGACUUCACCUGCUGGAGUUCUUUGUCAAUAAAUGUCAUGAGCUUGGGGUUCCUUGUGAAGCAUGGAUCAAGAAAGGUGAUCCCAAGGAAGUAAUCUGCCAUGAGGUCAGGCGAGUCCAACCAGAUUUGCUGGUUGUGGGGAGCAGGGGUCUAGGACCUUUCCAGAAGGUCUUUGUUGGCACUGUGAGUGAAUUCUGUGCAAAGCAUGCCGAAUGCCCCGUCAUCACAAUUAAACGCAAGGCUGAUGAGGCACCUCAGGAUCCAGUUGAUGAUUGAUUAUACUGGUGGAAUAUGUUCAUUGAUAUACCAUAUACUGCGGGUAAACUCGAAAACAAUUGGUGUAAUUGAUGCUUGUAGAUGAAGAAGUAUGUAUUAGUAGUCGUUCCCCUGUGAAGUUGGCUCGAUCGCUUUGCUUGAUCCCAUUGUUUUCUGAACCAGUGUGUAAAACUCGUCAUGUAGAGAGACAUUGGAUUUACUCUGUUAUAGAAUUUGAUUUUAAAAUCAA